This is a messenger RNA of Fonsecaea erecta, 1617 nucleotides long. RefSeq lists its product as hypothetical. The coding region runs from base 1 to 1617 and encodes 538 amino acids. The transcript has a single exon. Gene Ontology annotation, molecular function: transcription cis-regulatory region binding; zinc ion binding; DNA-binding transcription factor activity, RNA polymerase II-specific. Gene Ontology annotation, cellular component: nucleus. The record is from RefSeq and is a predicted model, not a curated record. Gene Ontology annotation, biological process: DNA-templated transcription; regulation of DNA-templated transcription. Lineage: Eukaryota; Fungi; Ascomycota; Eurotiomycetes; Chaetothyriales; Herpotrichiellaceae.
AUGAGAGCAAAAGCGUGCAUUCGCUGCCGGCAGUGGAAAGUGGGUUGCGAUGCAGAUGUUGCUGGGCCCGACGGUUGUACUCGCUGCCGCAGCGUCAACACGAAGUGUGUCUUCGGGGCUAACUUUCGACGGACCCCUAAACGGCGGAUGCUGGCUGAGUUGCAAGAUGAGGUGACUCGAUUGAGGGCGUUGACCUCCGUGUUGACGACCGAAGCACCGGUUGGCGAAAGUCCCACAACCUCGUUGGAAACCAAUGCGUCCUCGUCUUGGGGAGCUGACAACACCUCGACAGCCAUUGUCGCCGUACCGUCCAUCCAGCAACCCAUCAUCCCGGGUCCAAAUCUGUGUUACAAGGCCAACAACAGCCAACUCCAUCUGACAGCCACACAGGCCAAUGAGUUAUUCCGCAUCUAUUUCACCAGAUGUCACCCAUAUCUUCCUUUUCACAUGUGUCGGUCAGUCGAGACCGUCUACGAUCGCUGCCAACUUCUCUUCUGGGUUAUUUGUGCUGUGGCCUCCACGGAUACUGCACGUCCCCAGCUUGCAGAGAUCGUGCGUGAUCAGGUUUCCAGUGUGCUGGACCCGAACAACGGCUCGGUCGAGGUAGUUCAGGCCCUCCUGAUUCUUUCUCUGUGGCCGUUUCCCUUCAAAUCGCAGAGAUCAGACCCAUCUUUUAUGUAUGGCGCUCUUGCCUGCCAGAUCGCGCUGCAAAUCGGGCUACCCCGGCCAGCUGUCACAUGUCCCGAAUCCAUCAAUGCCAAUGCAACAAAUGAGGACCAGGAGGUGCGCACCACGACGUGGAUUGGAUGCUUCGUCGUCAACCAGAUCCUGGCAAGUAGGCUGGGCGUUCCGGCAACCAUCUUCGCCGACUAUGCGCUCCUUUCCUCACUGGACGAUCCCUCUGUCUCGCCGCAGCUCUCUCAUCUCUGUUCAAUCUCCCAUCUGACCGUGGAAUCAGCUCAUGCUAUCGGCGCACGCGCCGUCAACAUUUCAGGCCUCGCAGACCCGAUCCCGCGGAUAAGUCUGAUCAACAUUUUCGCCCAGCAGUUUGACGAACUGCGAAAAACUCGACUCCCCAACCCGAGCGACAUUGAAGAAAUCUUCUUCCUCAGCUCCAUGCUCCAGCUCUGGUCGUUUGCCCUGCACAACGACGUCCCCAUCUCGCCGGACACAUUCUACAUCGUCCAGCGCGCGAGACAAGAUGCCAUCCGCCUGAUCCAACUGGCAUGUGAGAAGAACCUCUGUCUGGUCCCGUUCUACACCUACCGCUCCGUCUGCUUCGCGGCUCUGCUUCUGUAUCACAUAAAACUCAGUCCCUACGGCGUCAGCGACGAGCUCCUCGACGAUCAAAUCGCGAGGGCACAGCAGGCGCUCCAGUCAAGAACGGGCCCGGACCUCGCGCAGUUCUUGAAAACGUUGACAUCGCCGGAGAAUCGGGACGAGUUCAUCGCACGAAGGGACAAGAACUCUUCGCACAGAUGGAAGAUGGGCGCCGCUCUGACGUUUGAUUCGGCCCACGCUUAUGCCAAUCUAACACGAUCCGAUGCACUUUUCUUUCCCGAGCUGUUGGACCUUGAUGGAUUUCUAUUUGAGAACCCAACCACCAUGUUGGAGUAA